AUGAAGCAGUUUACUUCUCAAGUCCUUGGGGCUGCCGCUCUCGCUCAUGGCGCCUCAGCACAACUUUACAACCAAGUAAUUCAAACGAACUACGGACCUGUUCAAGGUAUUCCCGCCUUCAACUCUUCCCCAAAUGGUAACAUUUCGAACUGGGAGGAUAUCACCGUCUGGAAAGGUAUUCCAUAUGGUGCUGAUACCUCUGGCGAGAAUCGAUGGACACCUCCAAAGAAUGCAACACCUUGGAAUACCACUCUUCAAGCAAACAAGAUGGGUCCUAUUUGCGGACCAGGCAAUCCAUCUACAACCGGCGGCACUGUCAGCGAAGAUUGUUUGAACCUUAAUAUCUGGACCAACGGCAAUUCUACCGAUGCCAAGCUCCCAGUUGUUUUUUGGUCUUUCCCAGCAGGUGGUGCUGCCGAUCAACCUUUGUUUGACGGUGCCGGAAUGGCGUCUCAAGGGAUUGUCUUCGUCAAUUACAACUACCGUAUCAGUGCUCUUGGUUGGCUUUCAACUCCAGAGCUUUCGGAGGAAAUGUACAAAGCUACUGGAUCUAACAGUUCCGGAAAUUGGGGACAGCUUGAUCAAAUCCACGCUUUGAAAUGGGUACAUGCCAACAUUGCUGCAUUCGGUGGUGAUCCAGGCCAUAUCACCGUUAUGGGUCAAUCCGCUGGGUCAGCUGCUGUCUACCACUUUGUUAACAGUCCAUUAUCAAAGGGACUUAUUGUCAGAGCCAUCGCCGAGUCAGGAACGCGUGAUCCAUACGAUCCUGAGGCCCUUACUCUUGCCGAGAAUUAUCGUAACCAGUCUUAUGCUCUCGCAUCCGGUUUAGAGUACAUGGCUUCCAAGAAUGUUAGCACCAUCGCUGAGAUGCGAGCUCUCCCUCUCGCUGAUCUCGAAGAGUCUCUUUUCGGAGGUACAUUCUCCGAUAAAUUCGGUAAUGUACUUGACGGUUAUGCUAUCCCAGCCAAAUAUAUUGAGACACUUGCCACUGGCCCAGCAAACGAUGUUCCAUACAUCACUGGAAACACCAAAGAUGAGUCCGGAGCAGCCACAAGUACCAAUCUCACAGUUGCCGAGUACGAAGCUGAAAUCGAAGCACAAUACGGUGCUUACAACCUUUCAUCCACAUUCUUGGAGCUUUAUCCAGCCUCAAACACCACUCAAGCAAGUAUGGCAUAUAAUGCUCACUGUCGCAAUACUUCCCGUGUCUCCAGUUGGUCGUUUGCCAAUCGCUGGUCUGUUAAGUCCAAGUCGCCUAUCUGGACAUACUACUGGGAUCAUGCCCCUCCAGGACAAACUCAAGGCGCUUAUCACGAGUCUGAGAUCAACUAUGUUCUCAACAAUCUCUACGGAACUGAUAAGCCAUGGGAAGCUGUUGAUUUUGAGAUUGCUCUCAAGAUGAACGGAUACUGGGCAAACUUUGCUAAGACUUUGAACCCCAACAACGGAGGCUCCUACAAAGGGAACGGAACCUUACCACAAUGGAGUGCGAACUCAGAAACCGACAUGGUGACUAUGGAAGUUGGUUAUGGAUUUGAAGAGGUUCCUAUUGGUAGUGCAGACCAAGUUGCUGCGAUUACCAAAUACUUUUCCUACCAGAACCCCGUUUAG
This is a messenger RNA of Botrytis byssoidea, 1611 nucleotides long. RefSeq lists its product as uncharacterized. Bases 1 to 1611 code for a protein of 536 amino acids. The transcript has a single exon. NCBI's taxonomy places the organism in Eukaryota, Fungi, Ascomycota, Leotiomycetes, Helotiales, Sclerotiniaceae. The record is from RefSeq and is a predicted model, not a curated record.